This is a messenger RNA of Halichondria panicea, 1621 nucleotides long. RefSeq lists its product as uncharacterized. The record is from RefSeq and is a predicted model, not a curated record. Bases 102 to 1493 code for a protein of 463 amino acids. NCBI's taxonomy places the organism in Eukaryota, Metazoa, Porifera, Demospongiae, Suberitida, Halichondriidae. The transcript has 11 exons.
AAUCAUAAUUAUAGAGUCACAAUACUAUCAUUAUGACACACCCAUCUAGUAGAUCUCUCUACUGCAUAUAGUGCCUCUGUACUGUGUCACUGGCUCAAAAGAUGGUCAAGUGCCCUAUGUCCCACCAAUGUCCCACUAAAAGGAUUCUGGCCUCGCUCAUUGUGGUCACCUUCUGGUUGCAGUUAUCUCAAGGAGCCAGUGUCAACCUAACUGUUGAGGGAGGUGUUGAUCUAGUGGAUGAGAUUUGCCCUGGAAUUGUAACACUGUUCUGUGAGGGGGUGGACAUUAAUCAACUGCGCUGGAGAUACAAUGGAGAUACUAACAUUUUCAUGUACUCUUCUGAUAGUUCCCCAUCCCAAAGUCAGCCUUCACAAACAUUUUUAUCAGUCGAAUUGGUUGCAAUAUCACAGAACACGGUGGAUCCAGAUCGAGCGAAUUUCACUUCAAUUCUCACUGCAGAUUUGUCUCGACUCCAAUCUGAUAAUGUAAUGAAUAUUGAAUGUGGUGAUGCGGCUAUAUUUCAAAUCGAAUCAGUUAAUGUGCAAAUUAUUGAUCGAAGUAGACCCAGGGAUCCAAGAUUCUCUAUGGUGACAACCGAAUAUCAAUCUAAGAGAUUAAACAGUGUUCAAGUACAAUGGAGAAAAUCUGAAAACUUUUGCCCUGAUUACGGUUUAACCUUUGUUUAUCGUGUUAACCUUACGGCUGAAAGGUCAAUUUCAAUAAACCAUGAUAACUGUUCAAACAAUUUUUGCAAAGCAACUUUUGUGGAGAUGGACGGAGAAAUUGGAACAAUAAAACUUUCCGUUUUGGCAGCAAAUGAGUUGGGAUCUAGUGCACUCAUUUGUUACCCCUAUACUAUUGAUUCUUCGGCACAACAAUACUUCACACCUCAGGUGUCCUUUACCAAUGAUCAGUUCGAGGUUGAGUGCAUAUCUACAGUUCUAAGCGCUAGUGGGCAGUCCUGCAGUGUACGUUAUACAACUAACCCACUAUUUACUGGAUUGUCGGAUGAGAUUACAUCAAUGCUUGACACACCAUUUAGCAUACCAGGACUUAGUGCUGAUACUAUAUACUACUUUAAGUUCUCUCUGCUGGUCAAUAGCAGCCUCCAAAUCGUGGACCGUAUCAGCUUUAUUGCUCAAACAAGCACUGGGCUACCAGGCUGGGGAAUCGCCCUCAUUGCAAUUGUAGUGAUUUUUUUUGGCAUUUCUACUGUCAUAAUCUUUUCAAUAUGUGUCCUCCAUGCCGUCAGAAAAAAACGUAAAGGAAACAUACACUCUACGGAUAAUAAUAAUGGAUGCAAGGAUAGUCAGCAGGAUGAAUCUGAAAAAUGUACAGAUGUACUCUUCAAUGAUGACCCUGCUCGUCGUUCAUGUAAUACCGAAGAAGUUGACCUUGAACCUGAUCAGCUUGUAACACGUUGUAUUACGAGAAAUCACAACCUAGCAAACGAUAUGACUAUAAAAGAAGCAAGGGAAGAGACGGAAUUUUAAAGAGAAAAGGACAAUUAAGACUUAUUCGUGUUUUCUGUACAAUUAUUUUUGUAGAGACACUAGCGAAUGUGCCGUGUAAAUAAUAUUUAAAUUGUAGACCUUCUAAUAAUAAUUAUAUCCAUUAUAUA